AUGAAUACCACAACCGGCUUUGUUAAUCUAAUGUAUAGUCAAUCUUCAGUUGAUCUUGAGUCACCCGAACCAGCUUGGUUCGGGUCCCAAGGUCCUGAUGAGUUUGUUUUCCACCCUGGUGUCGAGUCUUCUUUCCAACCUGCUGUCCAGUCUGCUGUGCAGCCUACUGUCGAGUCUGCUAACAAAGGGAGGAGGAAAUGGUCUCCUAAUGAGGAUAAAAUCCUCAUUGGUGCUUGGCUUAACACCAGCAAAGACCCCGUUGUCAGCUGUGACCAGAAAGCUGAACGUUUCUGGAAGAGAAUUGUUGACUACUACAACGCAAGCCCUCAACUGGUUGGGACAGUACCUAGAGAGCUUGGUCCAGCGAAGCAGCGGUGGGCUAGGAUUAACGAGCAGGUCUGUAAGUUCGUUGGAUGCUAUGAGGCGGCGUUGAGGGGGCAGAGAAGUGGUCAGAAUGAAGACGAUGUGAUGAAAGCUGCCCUCGACUCAUUCUUCAACAUUUAUGAGCACAAGUUCAGCCUCGAACAUGCGUGGAGGGAGCUGAGGCAUGACCAGAAAUGGUGCACCACCUAUAUGGUUAAAGAUGGUGGGAAGGAGAAGCGCAAACCAGUGGUAGACGUUGAUACAGAAGAUGAUGUUGCCGAACCUGAAAGCAGACCAGUUGGUGUGAAAGCUGCUAAAGCAGCUGGUAAGAGGAAUAAGAGUGGCAAGGAAGAAGAGAUGUCACAGCUUCAGUCCAUCAUGGAAAUGAAAGAAAAGCUCUCUAAACAAAAGAUUCUAGAACGUUUACUUGCCAAAAAAGAUCCUCUCUCCGAGAUGGAAGAAUCUCUUAAACUAAAACUCAUGACUGAGAUGUUAUGA
This is a messenger RNA of Brassica napus (rape), 861 nucleotides long. Its product is annotated as glutathione S-transferase T3-like. Lineage: Eukaryota; Viridiplantae; Streptophyta; Magnoliopsida; Brassicales; Brassicaceae. Bases 1 to 861 code for a protein of 286 amino acids. The record is from RefSeq and is a predicted model, not a curated record. The transcript has a single exon.